AAACUUACAUCAAACCAAAACGUUACAUUUAAUUUUCUAUAUACUCUCAAAUUCAUACAUUUCAUGUGAACCAAACAAACACAAAAAAAAAAAAAACCAUUUUUUUUUGUUUCUUCACAUUCUUUAUCUUCAACCUUUCUCCACAAUUCAAGAAACCCCCAAAACCCUAGAUCGAUCAACUCCACCACCGUUCGUAAUUCUCGGUGGUGGAAACUGAAAUUCGCGUUCUCCGUUGCUGAAAUUUGAAAAAAAUUUGAAUUUUUUCGUUGGGAAUUGUUCUGAUUGAUUUCAAUUGCAGGUCCUAGGGUUUUAUUGGGGGUUUGAAACUGAAAUUUCAGUUAUUUGUUGCUGAAAUUUGAAUAAAAAGUGAUUAUUUUUCAUUGGGGUUGUUCAGAUUUUUUGAAUUGAAGUUUCUAGCGUUUUGUUUUUGGGGGUUUGAAAUGGGAAGUAGAAAGGAAGAAGAGAAGAUUGAGAAAAUUAUUAGGGGGCUUAUGAAGCUUCCGCCGAAUCGAAGAUGUAUCAACUGUAAUAGUUUGGGACCUCAGUAUGUAUGUACAACGUUUUGGACCUUUGUUUGCAUCACUUGCAGUGGAAUACACCGCGAGUUUACUCACCGUGUGAAGUCAGUUUCAAUGGCAAAGUUCAAUUUUCAAGAGGUUGAUGCUCUUCAAAAUGGUGGUAACCAGCGUGCAAGGGAUUUAUAUUUAAAAGAUUGGGACUUCCAAAGACAACGGUUGCCAGAUAGCAGCAAUGUCAACAAAGUAAGGGAGUUCAUAAGGAAUGUAUAUGUGGAUAAAAGAUAUGCUGGAACAAAGUUGGCUGAAAAGCCUCCGAGAGAUGCACAGAGCCCUUCAAUUAAUGAAGACGAGGUUAGGCGUGCCAGUUCUUAUCAUUCAUAUUCACAAAGUCCUCCAUAUGAUAAUCAAUACGAGGAUCGACGCUAUGGAACACAAGCAGGGGCUCUGACAAGAAAGCCUGGUUCAGAUAAAGUCCGUUAUGAAGGGAAGAUGGCUAGUAUUAUUUUUAGUCCUGGUCGUUUAAGUGAUCACUCGUAUGAUGAGAGAUUUGCUAAUGAGGGAUCUGGUCCAAGAAAUUCCGACUUUUCUGUGUCUAGUGGUCGUGAGCAAUUCAAGCCUGAUGUUCAGUCUCCUAAGUUUGGGUUUAACAGUCCAUCUUAUAAGCGUCCUGGUUCUAGUUCAAGUGAAGAUGUGUGGACUCAAGCAAAGAUUGCAGCUCUCGAAUCUAAUGCCGCUGCCAAGAGAGAUGCAGAUGGAAUUCAUCGUCCUCAGAGAACUACAUCAUUGCAACCAAGAGACAACAACCUUUCGACCUUAAGAUCUGACAACUCUGGUGGUCCAGUUGAUUUUUUCUCAGAAGCUUUCCAAUCUUCAGGGUCCGGAAAUUCACUGACAUCUGGUCCUGCAAGAUCGGUUAGCUUGGACCUUUCCAAGGCACCAGCGGCAUCAGCUUCAUCUAUUGAUCUUUUUCAAACGGUUGUACCAUCUCAAUCUGCAUUAGGAGAUCUGUUUCAACUAUCUGAUAAGGAAGCAGCUCCAUCUUUCAAGGGAAGUCAACCUACGCAAACACCCCAAGUCGCAUCUAUUGAUUUCUUUGCGGAUCUUCCUCAGCAGCAGCCUUCUGCUGCAACCUCAGAUGCAAAAUCAGUGGAGUUAUUCAUCCCUAAAAAUGAAGGUUGGGCAACAUUUGAUACGCCUCAGUUCACAUCAUCUACUACACAAGUGGAAAUUCCUGCGGCAGUUCCUUCAAGUGCUGAAUCUUCGCAGGAUAGAUUUGAUCCAUUCUCUACUGCACAAGUGGAAAUUCCUGCGCCAGUACCUUCAAGUGUUGAAUCUUUACAGGAUAGGUUUGAGCCAUUUUCAACCUUAAAUGGAAAUUUCCAAAUGCCAUCUUUUGAAAUGCCUAGUGUCGGUGUACCUUCAACUGUUACAUCUAAUGUAUGGCAUGAUGGUGUAUGGAAUGGAGAAAAACAAGUUCCUGUUAUGGCAACAGACACUCAACCAUGGAAUGCAUUUGAAGAUUUUGGUACCCAUCUUCCAGUGGAUGUCAAUAAUCAAGUAUUACAAUCGCAUAAUUUCCCAUCAGAAAGUUUUGGUUUAAGUGCUUCUGAGGUACCCAUUAAAGAUGGAAUCCAAGGCGUUGCUCCUAUUGGAGGGUUUGAUAAUCAUGAAUUCCCAUCAAAUGGAGAUAUUCAACCUAAUGGAAUCAAUCGUAAAUCAACUAAUCCAUUUGAUUUUCCCUUUGAUUCUGAUGUAGAACAGAACAAUAUGUUUCUUGAUAUGAACUCUUUGCAAGCUGCUUUGCCAGAUGCCCUUUUGCCAGCCACAUUUGGUGGUAUCCCUGAACCUUGGCUCCCUCAAAAUACAGUGACCCCAUAUAUUUCAUCUGCAGAAGGUGGUUUCUCAUUCAUGGCCGUGCACACACCAAGUUCUCAAUUACAGAACAUCCAAGCACAGGAACCAGUUGCGUCGUUUGGCGGAAAUCCUUUUGCAUAGAAUAAUUCCUGUACAUUGUACUAUUGUUUCCAAAUAGAAAGUCAUGUGUAGCCAGUGUUAGAUACUGAAGAAGUAAUGUUUGAUGCUUUUUAGAUCAAAAUGUAACUCAUUACUUCCAUUCGAGGAAGGCGUCGCAAUUCAUAGUCCCUACUAUAUUUUCAGGCAAUGAUUUGUAAUACUAUAAUUUAACACAUUAUAGUUAGAAUUCUUGAUACUUAUUGACUAAAAUCAAUUUGAGUUUGAGACUAUUAAUGAUA
Medicago truncatula (barrel medic) is the source of this 2770-nucleotide messenger RNA. RefSeq names its product probable ADP-ribosylation factor GTPase-activating protein AGD14. The transcript is spliced from 13 exons. Bases 441 to 2513 code for a protein of 690 amino acids. Gene Ontology annotation, molecular function: GTPase activator activity. NCBI's taxonomy places the organism in Eukaryota, Viridiplantae, Streptophyta, Magnoliopsida, Fabales, Fabaceae. The record is from RefSeq and is a predicted model, not a curated record.